Messenger RNA from Esox lucius (northern pike), 1159 nucleotides. RefSeq names its product olfactory receptor 2AT4-like. The coding region runs from base 6 to 1079 and encodes 357 amino acids. The transcript has 7 exons. Lineage: Eukaryota; Metazoa; Chordata; Actinopteri; Esociformes; Esocidae. Gene Ontology annotation, cellular component: membrane. Gene Ontology annotation, molecular function: G protein-coupled receptor activity; olfactory receptor activity. The record is from RefSeq and is a predicted model, not a curated record. Gene Ontology annotation, biological process: G protein-coupled receptor signaling pathway.
UAUGGAUGAUGCUUCUCCAUCAUUCCAGAGGUCUACAAAGCCAUUCCACUCCUCCACCUGGUAUGGUGGAGGUGAAUGAUGAGAACUACACACGUGUUUCAGAGUUUGUGAUCGUGGGUUUCCCGGGGCUCCACCCAUCCUACUUCCAGCUGAUGGCCUGGUUCUUCUUCUUCAUCUAUGUCACCACGAUAUCGGGGAACUUCCUGCUGGUUGGGCUGUUUGUCCUGGAGAGGAGCCUGCAGAAACCCAUGUACAUUAUCAUGCUCAGCCUUUCCCUGUCUGAUAUUGGUUUUGCCACAGUGGCCCUCCCCAAGGUGAUAGCUCGAUGGUGGUGGGACGAUGGCAGGAUUUCCUUCAAUACCUGUCUAUUCCAGGAACAGAUGAUCCACUACUUUGGCACCUUGAAUUCUCUCAUCAUGAUGACCAUGGCUAUGGACCGGUACCUGGCUAUCUGUCACCCUCUCAGAUACCCAAUGUUAAUGACCAACCAGAAUAUGAGCUGUUUAACAGUCUUCUUCUGGAUGUCAGCCACAGUCAUACCUGCCAUCGGCACCAUGGACUUCACCAAGAAAGUGGCAUUCUGUGGCCCCAACCAUAUCCUCCAUGCGUACUGUGAUGCUGUGUCUCUGACUAAACUGGCCUGCUCCAACGUGGUGGAAAUCCAGGGGAGUUCCAUUGGUCUGGCCAUGUUCGUCCUCUUCGCACCCUUCACCUUCAUCAUCUUUUCCUACGUUAACAUCAUUGUCUCUGUGAUGCGCAUAGCCAACGCACAGGGCAGGCUGAAGACCUUCUCUACCUGUGCUACUCAGGGGUGUAUCAUCCUCAUCUAUUACAUCCCCCGCUUCGUAGUCUACUGUGCACCCUACAUCCCAAACCUGACCAUGACCCCUGACCUCCGCAUCAGCCUCACCCUCGUCUACAGCCUGUUCCCCCCAGUCGCCAACCCGUUCAUCUACUGCUUCAGGACCAAGGAGAUCAGGACCAUUCUGGUUCACUGGGGACAUGGCUGGAGGAACAACAUGUUGGAUUGGAGUAAACCAAACACCAUCACUGUCAUCAAUAAAUCAUGGGUUCGAUAAGGUUUGGUUUAAGGAGACAAGGAUAUAACCUGUUAUAACUUGUUAUUAUAACAUUCUAAUUCAGGAUUAUAUCAUGUUAA